Messenger RNA from Chenopodium quinoa (quinoa), 2731 nucleotides. Its product is annotated as wall-associated receptor kinase-like 1. Gene Ontology annotation, molecular function: polysaccharide binding; ATP binding; protein serine/threonine kinase activity. The transcript has 3 exons. NCBI's taxonomy places the organism in Eukaryota, Viridiplantae, Streptophyta, Magnoliopsida, Caryophyllales, Amaranthaceae. The record is from RefSeq and is a predicted model, not a curated record. Gene Ontology annotation, biological process: cell surface receptor signaling pathway; protein phosphorylation. Gene Ontology annotation, cellular component: plasma membrane. The coding region runs from base 215 to 2572 and encodes 785 amino acids.
UAACCUCUUUGUUAUUGCAAAUAUAUACUAUUUGGAAAGAUCAGAUAAUGUUGAUGUCAGUGUGUUGUAUUUCCCACUCAUAGCCUACUGUAAGGAAGGAUUGUCUGGGUCGUGAAAUUAAACUGUUUAUAUAGUUUAUUGCUCAUGGCAAUAUCUUGUUCAUACUUGAUUUUCAAUCAUUUUUCUUCUCUGUGAGCAGGGAAGUAUUAGUUACAUGAUCUCAAUAGAGGUGAGAGAUAUGAUUCUUGUGAGGAUAAUUUCCUUAGCAAUUUUCUUCUGUUUUACAUGGCUUUUGCUUGGUUUUCCAUGCCUAGCGUUGGCUUCAUUCAUGCAGUCACAUCAAACCACCAUGCUCACUGCUUCCAAUACUACACUGCCUGGAUGCCCGCGUAAGUGUGGAAACUUGACAAUUCCCUACCCUUUUGGCAUUGGCAGAGGCUGCGCUUUGGGAGAUAACUACGUUAUAGUUUGUGACAUCAAAAGGAAUUCCUCUGUGCCAAGACUUUUCAAUAGACAAGUUCUUGACAUAUCUGAGACCCAGUUGAUAACUACAGUUCGUCCUGUUGCGACUGCUUGCAACUCUGCAUUAGCAGGCUCAGGUGAAUUUGUCACCUUGAAUAAUCUUAAUCUUACAGCCAAACCCUAUGCUGUGUCAUCCACUUCCAACAAGUUUGUGGUCACUGGUUGCCAUCACUAUGGAUUUGUUGAGGCGCAAACCAUUGCUGGCAGGGAAGUCUUUAGCUGUGUUGCUUUGUGCAAUCGAAAAGCAGAUCUACUUGAUCAACUUUGCUCUGGCAUUGGCUGCUGCGAAGCUCCCAUUCCAAAGGGAUUACAGUUCUGGAAUACUACCCUUAAAAAGAUUGAUUACGUUACAAGGUUUUCAUCAGGGAAUUGCAGUUAUGCCUUCAUACUCAAAAAAUCAAGCUUCAACAUUCGGGGGUCCCCAGAUGCUGUAAGUCUUAAGUCUGUGCCUAUAGUGCUUGACUGGUUUAUUCCCAAUAAAUUGUGCAAGGAUGCUCAAAAGGAUUCAGCAACUUAUGCUUGCCAACAGAAUACAACUUGCAUUGAUCUUGAUAAGGUUCUGAGAGUUGUAGGGUAUCACUGUAAAUGUCUUCAAGGGUAUCAGGGUAAUCCUUAUCUUAGCAGAGGUUGUAAAGACAUUGAUGAGUGUGCAGGGCCAAAUACUCCAUGUUCUGGUACUUGUGUCAAUACUCCAGGAAGCUGUGAAUGUCACUGCCCAGCUGGAUAUUAUGGUGAUGGCAGGAAAGAUGGAACUGGUUGUCGUUCUAAUGGUUUGAAAUUGUUCAUCGGUCUAGGACUUGGCUUGGGUUUGGGAUCUAUACUUUUCUUUCUUAGUGGGUUUUGGAUAUUCAUCAUAGCUAGAAGAAGAAGGGAGAGAAUUCAAAGGGCUAAAUACUUUAAGCAAAAUGGUGGUUUGUUAUUGCAACAACAAAUGUCAUCCGAGGAUGGUUUGAUAGAAAAAACAAGAAUCUUCACCGCUGAUGAGCUGAAAAAGGCUACUGACGACUUCAAUGAAGACAGAGUGCUGGGUCAGGGAGGUCAAGGUACAGUUUAUAAAGGUAUGUUAACUGAUGGAAACAUUGUUGCCAUAAAGAAAUCCAAAGUAGAAGGGCAAGGCCAGUUGGGUCCAUUCAUUAACGAGGUGGUUAUUCUAUCCCAAAUCAACCAUAGAAAUAUAGUCAAGUUAUUAGGAUGUUGUUUGGAAACAGAAGUUCCUCUGCUUGUCUAUGAGUUUGUCCCAAAUGGGACUCUUUCCAAGUAUAUCCAUGAUCCGAGUGAAGACUUCCCAGUUGCAUGGGAAAUGCGCUUGCAUAUUGCUAUAGAUGUAGCGGGAGCUCUUUCUUACUUGCACUCCGCAUCCUCAAAGCCCAUCUUCCACAGAGAUAUCAAAACUUCUAAUAUACUUCUUGAUUCAAAAUAUAAAGCAAAGCUAUCAGAUUUUGGAACAUCAAGAUCUAUUGCUAUAGAUAAAACUCAUUUAACCACUUGUGUUCUAGGCACAUUUGGUUAUCUUGAUCCUGAAUACUUUCGAUCACACCAAUUCACUGAAAAGAGUGACGUUUACAGCUUUGGAGUAGUUCUUGUGGAGCUUUUGACAGGGCAAAAGGCAGUUCGCCCUGCUGACACUCCUGAGGGUCAAAGUCUGGUGUUGUGGUUUCUAUCAGCUAUGGAAAGUUUGAAAAUAUGUGAUAUAUUGGCACCUCAAGUUGUGAAAGAGGGUAGAAAAGAAAGCAUCCUAGCCACUGCCAAUCUUGCUAAGCAGUGUUUGAACAUGGAUGGGAAACAAAGGCCGACAAUGAGAGAAGUUGCGUUGCAGUUGGAGGUCAUCAGUCAACUGGAAGAUGUGCCUGCUACAUAUAGAAACAAUCUGCCAAAGACCAAUGAACCAAAUUCCAUAGAAAUCGAAGUGAGUGCAAGCGAAAGUUUAAUGCCUCCAUCUGCAUCUUACACAGAAGAAGAUCAGUCUUUAGACUCUUUACCUUCAAUUGGAUCCAUCUCUUCUUAUUUUCCACAAGCUUUGUUCAAAAAAUAUGGUAAUAACGUCACGUAGUUUGUUAUGAACCCUGAUAUUGUAAUGCAAAUACUGUUGCACUUUUGUCUCCAGCAGUUCCACUUGUUAAUUGUAAUGGGGAACCUACAUUCAGGCAGUGCUAUUCCGCAGCUAGUGGUAUUAAAGGCCUUGGUUGCCUAGGUGUGGUUUGGGCUUGUA